AUGUACGGAUUCGUGAAUUACGCUUUGGAGCUGCUCGUGUUGAAAACAUUUGGCGAAGAGACGUGGGAAAAAAUCAAAAAGGAUGCAGAGGUUACGAUGGAUGGUCAGUUUUUGGUCAGACAAAUUUAUGAUGACGAAAUUACAUACAAUCUGGUGUCGUCGGCCGCACAAAUUCUCGAACUGCCCGCGAGUAGCAUAUUAGAACUGUUCGGGAAGAUGUUUUUCGAGUUUUGCCAGGAUUCCGGUUACGAUAAAAUCCUACAGGUGCUUGGAGCCACACCCCGGGACUUUCUUCAAAAUCUGGACGCUUUGCACGAUCACUUGGGCACACUGUAUCCGGGCAUGAGAGCACCGUCUUUCCGGUGCACGGAAAGGACAGAGGACGGCGCGCUCGUCUUGCACUACUAUUCCGACCGUCCCGGGUUGGAGUACAUUGUCAUCGGCAUUGUGAAGACCGUCGCCAGAAAACUUCAUAACACCGAGGUGGAAGUUGAGAUAUUACAAACUAAAGAGGAAUGUGAUCAUGUGCAGUUCUUAAUAACCGAAAAGAAUACCACGGGUCAACGUCAGAGCGAUCAAACAGCCGAAGUCGAGACACUAUCGCAAGAACCGAAAAUUAGUCCGGCCACGUUUUGCCAUGUGUUCCCAUUCCAUCUGAUGUUCGACAGAGACUUGAACGUCCUUCAAACCGGUUGCACGAUCACCAGAGUAAUACCCAUGGUACAAGGGCCAGAACCAUGCAAAUUAACACAAAUCUUAUACCCCGUAAGACCUCAUUUGGAAUUGACAUUCGACAACAUUCUAGCGCACAUAAACACCGUGUACGUUCUGAACACAAAACCGGGAAUUAUGAACGGCGACUCCAACGACGGUUGUUCGAUAUCUCUGCGUCUCAAAGGCCAGAUGCUGUAUGUGCCGGAAACGGAUCUAAUGUUGUUUUUGUGUUACCCGAGUGUCGUGAAUCUGGACGAUCUGACAAAACGGGGCCUGUACAUCAGCGAUAUACCUUUGCACGAUGCCACUAGGGAUUUGGUGUUGAUGUCAGAACAAUUCGAAGCCGAUUUCAAACUGACCAUGGAUUUGGAAUUUUUAACCGACAAGCUCCAACAGACUUAUAGGGAGCUGGAGAGCGAAAAACAAAAAACCGACAGGCUGCUGUACUCGGUGCUGCCGAUCAGCGUGGCGACAGAGCUGCGGCACAAGCGACCGGUUCCGCCGAAAAGGUUCGAGUGCGUGACACUGCUGUUUUCCGGCAUAGUCGGCUUCAGCGACUAUUGUGCCGGUCACGCGGACUCGAAAGGCGCCAUGAAAAUCGUCAGGAUGCUCAACCAGCUCUACACGGCUUUCGACGUGCUCACCGACCCGAAGAAAAACCCAAACGUCUACAAGGUGGAGACUGUCGGCGACAAGUACAUGGCGGUAAGCGGACUUCCUGAACCUUGCGAAGAGCAUGUCCGGUGCAUUGCUCGGCUGGCUUUGGAUAUGAUGGACCUCAGUCAUACGGUCGUAGUGGACGGUGUGCCCGUUCGCCUAACCAUAGGCAUACACAGCGGCGAAGUGGUAACCGGAGUGAUUGGUCACCGGAUGCCCCGGUAUUGUUUAUUCGGUAACACAGUAAACCUAACCAGCAGGACCGAAACCACGGGCAUACCGGGAAAAAUCAACGUCUCAGAAAACGCAUACAAGUAA
This is a messenger RNA of Macrosiphum euphorbiae (potato aphid), 1689 nucleotides long. Lineage: Eukaryota; Metazoa; Arthropoda; Insecta; Hemiptera; Aphididae. The record is from the annotation of a GenBank genome assembly.